Messenger RNA from Tripterygium wilfordii, 3839 nucleotides. RefSeq lists its product as uncharacterized. NCBI's taxonomy places the organism in Eukaryota, Viridiplantae, Streptophyta, Magnoliopsida, Celastrales, Celastraceae. Bases 55 to 3303 code for a protein of 1082 amino acids. The transcript has 5 exons. The record is from RefSeq and is a predicted model, not a curated record.
UAUAGCUGAAAAAGUAUUUCCAUAUAGGAGCUUCGUUCCGACAGAGUGGAAAGCAUGGCAAAAAGAUCAGAUUUUGCACAGAAGCUGUUAGAUGAUCUCCGUUUAAGGAAGGAGCGAAUGGCUGCUUCUCAUAGCUCAAAGUCUUCAAAACCAUUAGCUGCAGAUGCAUAUACUUACGCCAAGCACACUCACAGAGGAUCUGGCAAUUUAAAAACAAACGAAAAGACUAGUUUCAGAACUGGAACUAUGCAUAAAAGGUCCAAUGGGGGCUCUAAAUCAAUCAUGAAGGAAGAAGCAUCAAUGCAGAUUGUUCCUUUUGGGAGAGACCAGAAUCCAGAACAAAUAGGGGAUCUAUCAAAGGCACUGGCAUUUGCGCUUGAAAAUGGAGGAAGGCUUACAAGAAUGGAUUCAUCGGGCAAUAGUUCAAUACUGACAUUCCUGAAUCAAAUUGGCAGAAGAUCAGUGCAGUUUGGCAAGACGGAAAGAAAGAACAGUGACCAUAGGCACUUGUCAUCAGCCAAUCAUUUCCCCAUCGUCUCUCAUCUUCAUAUUCAAGAAAUAUCAAAAGGGGCACAGAAACUAAACCAGAUCCUCAGAGCUUGCUCUAAUGGCGUUAACUUUGACAAAUAUUCAAUAGAAAUUGGGAAUGAACUUUUUAAAGGGGCCAUAGAUCUGGAGGAGUCCCUGCGGAUGCUUGUAAACCUACAAGAAACUUCAGAGUACAUGAUCAGUCCACAGAGGAAAAACCGGAUCACUUUGCUAGAUGAAGAUGAAGAUGACGAUGACGAUGACACGACAGUUAGAAUAGCUGAGCAAAAGCAACUGGGCCGACCAAUAUUCUCUUUUGAUGAGUCCUCGAGAAACAAUCAUGGCAUCCAGAAAGUUGGAAGGAGUGACCUCAAACAGAGGCUAAUGGCUUUAGCCUACCUGUCAGAAGUUGCCAAAACCAACUCUCAAAAGCAGGCCCCAAGCACCCCAAAUUCAAUUUCUCACAAACGAUCAGUUAGCUAUGGCCCUGAAGUAAAAUCUCUGGCUGCAUUCUCAGACCAGAAGAAUUACUCAAGUGCAUCCAAAUCCGAAACAGAAAAGGGAAGAAUUCCAAAUGUUAUUGCAAAACUAAUGGGGCUAGAUGAACUUCCAGAAAAUGAUGAAGCAACGUAUGCAAAACAGAAAGAUGCCAGCCCCAAGCAGAGAAUGGAAAGAAUAAUUCCAAAGGGGAUUUCCCAGGCUACAACCGCGCAACAGAGAAAAGAUGCUGAGUAUCUGGCACACCCAGUAAUGAAACAAAAGCAGAUACAACGCAACCAAAUAAUAGAGUUUCAGGACUCCAAAUUUGUGUCACAAACAGAAAAGGGCCUGGCAAUUAACCGAGAUAACUUUGAGGCAUUUCUCAAUGAUUCAAAUCCACCCUGGAAAAAUGUGGAAAGUUUAAAAGCAGAGACAGGCUCAAAUAAGACGGACAUCAGAAGAGAUAACGAACAAAGCAAAAACAGCCAACUCGAUAAAAUCACCACGAGGCGAAAGGAAAUUCCUGAAAGCGAGAGCAGCCAGAAUAAUAAAAAGCCCAAGGAGCAAAAAGCUGCUGAAAAGAACGGAAAGAAGGAACCAAUCUUAAAACAUGAGCAGCAAAGGAUGGCUCCUCAUAUCCAUAAAGGAUCAGAAGCUGCACUUCUUUCACAAAGAAAAACAGGAUUUAAGGACAGUGCGCAUUUGACAGAGAAAAUACAUGCAGGAACAUUGCUUUCCAGCAGUCAACAAAACUCUUCUAUUGCUCGUGCAACCCAACAGCCAGACGUCCUCCGAAAAUUUGUGCCUCGAGAAGAAAAGCAUCAAGCAGGGGAAUGGGAGAAGCAAAGCACCAGAAAACAGAAGGAAUGCGAUGUAAUGCCCAAAAAGAAUAUUCAACCCACGCACAGCGCAAUGAAUUUGCAAAAGCAGCAUCUACAUCCAAAUCAGUCCACACAUAGUAGGAAAGGUUCCAUGGAAGCCAUUGAUACAACGCAAACUGAAAGAUUGCAAAUUGGUAGACCCCAUGGAGAUCUUGCUGGAGACAGAAGUGCUAGUAAUUUCAACGUUGAAAUGAAAAACUCAGAGAACAGAAACUCGAAUCCAGAUGCUUCUACAAGAUUUCAGAACUUCAAAUUAGAAAAUCAAAAGACCAAAAUCUCACAAGCUAUGGAAGAAAAAUCACUUCAUGUUUCAGUCAGAGAGAAGACAAAGAGUACAAAAGGAAGUAAAGGAGAUGCCCAUAGAAAGGCUGAUGAAGUGAUGACACGAAGAAAUGUAAGUCCAAAAAAUUUUGCAAAGCCACCAAAACAUCAUAAUCCCAUUUUGCUGAAAGUAAAACAGAGAAAGCAUGACAAGCUUAUUGGGACCAAGGAAGCAGCACAGGUGAGCAUGAGCAAGUCGGAAGAAGCAGGAGCAUCCAUUGUGAAGUCGAAUAACUCAGUAGCAAGCAUACAACCAUCGAAUGUGCAACAGAAACAACAGAUUCAAGACAGAGAGGCUACCAAUUUUCACGGCCCCAUAGAAGACGAAUGGCCUAGCCUAAAAGAACGAAAAAUACAGGCUCCGGAUGGAAGUGAUCCAAGCAAAAUCUCAACGGUUAAAAAUGGUCACCAGGAUCAAGAACUUGCUUUUGGCAGUGAUGAACAACUCAACUCUCACAAAAUUGCAUCAGAUGCAGUCAAUGACACUCAUGAAGCACGGACCAAUAUUUCCCACCCCACACAGCAGGAGCGCCAGAAGUACUAUAAAUCAGUAAAACCAGAGCCGCUAACAGAAAAUGAAAUUUUGCUGAAGCAGACAUUGAUUAGAAGUAAAUUAUUUCUCGAUACAGCGGAAGCGCUUUUCAGAUUAAACAUUCCUUUUCGCAUUCUUCAUGAUGGUGGUUUUGGCAAACACGACAAAGAAAUGAAGCUCCUCAUAGACUGUGGCUACGAAGUAAUGAGAAGAAAGGGAAGAAGUCAAGAGCUCUGUGUCAGUCCUUUCAUGACAGUAUCCAUAACUUCUGUGAAGGUACGAACUCUGGAUGAAUUGGUCAAGGGUUUGCAAGCAGACAUGGAGAAAUUGAAAUAUUACGGUAAGAAUGGGAAUGAAGAAUGUGUUGUUGAAGAUUACUUACCAAAAAUGCUUGAGAUUGACGUCUACAACAGAGAUCCAGACAUAAAUUGCAUGUGGGAUGCUGGGUGGAAUGAUGCGAUGUUUGCAAUUCUUGAAAAAGAUGAUAUUAUAAAGGAUGUUGAGAAGUAUGUGCUCAAUGGACUCCUGGAUGAGAUGACAAGUGAUCUUUUAGCAGUAUAAGUUGUGGGACUCGCUUGUGGAAGAAUACAGGUGACAACGUUUCCAUAAUACUUGUUUCAUAUUAUGCUCGAAUUUGCUGAAAAUAAUUUUUGUGUGCUUAUGGAUUUUGAUUCACAAGUAUAUGUUGAGUGGAAUUCAAAAUUUCAUCUACUUUAUUUAUCCCUCAUAUCAUGUAACAGAACAAAAUUAAAUGGUAGAGAGACUUCUCCCAGAAAAAUGAUUACAUGAAAAUCAGUCCACAGUCAAUAUACUCCAUUGAAAGGCCUCUGCUAAAACCAGUUUAUCCCAAAAUAUGAUCGUUCAAUUAUGACAUUAUGUUAUUACUCUAGCAACAUCACGAAAACAAAAGGAAAGUCAGUAUGAACUUAUGCUCCAUAACACUAAUAUUUUGUUCAUUCCAAAUGAUUUACAACCCCUUUGCAACUCAAUUGGAUAAGAUCAUCAACUCUUGUUAAAGCAGUGAAGAGCAGGCUAACCCUAGAACAUAUUUUAAAAGGAAAACCAGCAUUUCAACUGUAAAGCAAGACAAGCUAAUG